UGGAACGUGUAGUGUGGCGACGAUAAUUGAUAAGCUGUUUUUAUUUACGGUUAAUUGAACAGAUUAUCGGCGGACAGCAACUUGUGCAGGCAUGAUAUUGUAACAGUGUUGUGGUUACCUACUACUAAAAUAAUCAAUUCAAGACAUAGCUGUAAACAAUUAGGCGCACAGCACAGUGAAAGAUGGGUGUUGUAGAACGUUUAAAGUUAGGUGUGACAUUAUUAGGGUUUUUGACGUUGGCGUAUACGUAUAUAGCUGCAGGAUUUAUUAUCUGUGCUUUGAUGUUAUGUUCCUGUGUUAUUUGGCCGAUCAAUAAAACUAUAUAUAGAAUUAUUAACGUACAUCUAGGAUACUGUUUUUGGUCAUUUUAUACAUUUUUGGGAGAUUGGUGGUCGAAUUCAACAUGUUUAUUAUACAUGUCCGAAGAGGAUCACAAAUUAAUGGGAAAAGAAAAUGUAUUAUGUAUGCAGAAUCAUCGUUACGAAAUAGAUUGGUUAAUGACGGGAAUGGUAGCUGAUCAUUUUAAUAUGCUGGGGAACCAUAAAGUUUACUCGAAGAAUUCCCACAAGUAUGUACCAUUAGUUGGUUGGACGUGGUAUUUUACGGAAAGUCUUUUCUUAAAGAGAAAUUGGCAGGAAGAUAAAACUAUCUUAAAAACUGGAUUAAAAAAUCUCACUUGUUAUCCUAAAGAUUAUCCAGUUACUUUAUACAUGUAUCCUGAAGGAACACGAUUUACAGAAGAAAAACAUAAAGCUAGUUUAGAAGUGUCAAGGUCAAAAGGUUAUCCUGAUAUGAAACACCAUCUAUUACCACGACCAAAAGGUUUAAUGGCAUUUGUUCGAGACAUGAGAGGAAAAUUUGACUCAGUACUUGAUUCUGAGAUCUUGUUUGCUGAACAUCCCAAGCCGUCAGUUUGGACCAUAGCUCAACGUAUACCUGUUACAGCUCAUAUCUAUAUGAAACGUUAUAAAAUAGAAGAUAUACCAGUAGAAACAGAUCAAGAAUGUGCUGAAUGGUUGAGAGAUCUCUAUCUUAAAAAGGAUAAGAUGUUUGAUGAGUUUAUUAAUAAUGGGAAGCUACAAGGAGUUCCGUACAAAAUACCCAAAAGUUAUAAAAAUAUAAUGAACGCCUUCUUCUGGAUGUUGGUCACGUGUCUUCCAUUGUUCAAUUUAAUCGCAGGAAUCAUAAUCUCAGGAACUUUUUUCUCUAGAAUAAUUCUAGUCCUGGCUUUUAUUACAGUUAUCAUUUUGUUUCGAUUGAUUAUGUCCGUCACAGAAAUUGACUCAGGAUCCAAAUAUGGUCAUAAAACAUCAACCAAUGGAAAAACAGAAUAGACCAUUUGUAAUGUCUACCUAUAUAUAAUAACCAAUCAUUUACAAGCUUACUAGUUAUAACCGUACUGUUGAGUGACCUGGGAUAAACACAGUUUCAAUUUUCAAUAUGAUGUGUAGAAUAUGCUAUUUCGAUAUCGGUAAUAACUUUUCGUUAAUAACUCUCGAUGCCAUCUGAUGCUAGAGAUUUUCAGUGGAUUUAAACAUGAUUUGCAUUUAAUAAUUUAGUUAAUAAAUGGAUAAUCAAGACUUUGUUUGCUAUCGUAACAACGGUAGCAAUGACAAACCGAGACCUCGCUAUAUUCGGCAUACAACCCUAACGUCACUCAGAAUGAAGUAAUCUUACUGAAAUUUUCAACAUGUUCCCUUUUCAUUAUCUAUUUUAUAACUAUUAUAGCGAGAACUGUCAGCUCUUUAUCUAUUUUAUAUAACUAUUAU
This is a messenger RNA of Patella vulgata (common limpet), 1769 nucleotides long. Its product is annotated as 1-acyl-sn-glycerol-3-phosphate acyltransferase delta. Lineage: Eukaryota; Metazoa; Mollusca; Gastropoda; Patellidae. Gene Ontology annotation, cellular component: endomembrane system. The record is from RefSeq and is a predicted model, not a curated record. The coding region runs from base 183 to 1334 and encodes 383 amino acids. Gene Ontology annotation, molecular function: 1-acylglycerol-3-phosphate O-acyltransferase activity. The transcript is spliced from 9 exons.